Leptopilina heterotoma is the source of this 1828-nucleotide messenger RNA. RefSeq names its product galactokinase-like. Gene Ontology annotation, biological process: galactose metabolic process; carbohydrate phosphorylation. Gene Ontology annotation, cellular component: cytoplasm; cytosol. The transcript is spliced from 6 exons. Gene Ontology annotation, molecular function: ATP binding; galactokinase activity. The coding region runs from base 391 to 1575 and encodes 394 amino acids. The record is from RefSeq and is a predicted model, not a curated record. Lineage: Eukaryota; Metazoa; Arthropoda; Insecta; Hymenoptera; Figitidae.
CAGGUGUGCCUUGAAAUUCUGUGCAGGAAAAAAUAUAUUAAAAUUGAUUUUGAACAACUUUUAAAUUUCAUUAUAAGGGUCCAACUGACUGGUCGUGUGUUCGCGUGUGUGCCCUUUUAAAAUCCAGAGCCUCAUACAUAUAUAUUAAAAUAAAGAGAAAGAGCCUCUUGUGUGUACGAGCCUAUCUGGUGAUAAUAAGAAAAAAAGUGUUCAGUAUCUGGAUUGUUUUGUGCGAUGUGACAGCCAGUCAUUCCUAUUAAUGAAUUUAUCUACCAGUUAUUGUUAGACCUUCAGAUAUACAGACAAUUUACCGCACCACAGUAAAUUAAAAUUCUUAAUAAACAGAAUUAUAUAAAAAUUGAAAAAUACUUUUAUAGUAUAGAGUUUAAAAUGGCUUUAAUUGUACCAAAAUUAAAUGACGUCCGCGUCAAAGCACUGCAAAGUUUUACUGAAAAAUUUGGAGAGAAUGCUAAUAUUUGCGUCUGCGCACCUGGCAGAGUUAAUUUAAUCGGUGAACACACUGAUUAUAAUGAUGGAUUUGUUUUGCCGAUGGCUCUGUCAAUGGUUACUGUUAUUGCUGGAAAAGCGACAGGAAAUAAUAUUUGUAAAAUAGUCUCCAUUUGUGAUGCAGUUGGUGACAAAAAUGAAAUUGAGUUCGAUAUUAAUGACAAGACGAGCCUACAGUCAGGGGAUCCUAAAUGGGCCACUUAUGUCAAAGGUUGCAUUGAUCAGUUUCCAUUUACAGGAAUAUUACCAGGGUUUAAAGCAGUCAUUGUCUCAACUGUGCCAGUUGGAGCCGGACUUAGUAGUUCAGCAGCAUUAGAAGUCGGAACAUAUACUUUUCUAGAGGCACUUACUGGUUGUUUUACAACAAAAUUGGAGGAUAAGGCUUUAGUCUGUCAAAAUGUUGAACAUCACUUUGCUGGAGUUCCUUGUGGAAUAAUGGACCAAUUCAUAUCAGUUAUGGGAAAAGAAGGUCAUGCUCUUCUUUUAGACUGCAGAAAUCUUUCUGUAAAGCAUAUUCCAAUAGAGAAUAUUGAGGAUAACGUUUUCCUAAUAACGAAUUCAAAUUCUCCUCACAAAUUGAGUUCGAGUGCUUAUUGUGAACGAAGAGAUAGUUGUUUUGAAGCAUCUAAGUUGCUAGGAAAAAAGAGUCUUAGGGAUGCUACAUUAGUAGAUCUUGAAGUAUUGAAAUCAAAAAAUUGUCCAGAAGUAAUGAUCAAGAGAGCUCGCCAUGUAAUUACUGAAAUUCAAAGAUGCUUGGAAGCUGCUGUUGCUCUGGAAAAUGGAGAUUUAAUGAAAUUUGGAAGAUUGAUGAAUGAAAGUCACAACUCCUUAAAGGAUGACUAUGAAGUUUCUUCGCCGGAACUUGAUAUCUUAGUAUCUGCUGCAAGAGAAGUUGAGGGAGUUGUGGGAAGUCGUUUAACUGGAGCAGGCUUUGGAGGCUGCACUGUUACGCUUUUGAGAAAAGAUGCUGUUGAAAAAGCUAUUAAACAUAUUAAAAAGAAGUAUAAAAAAGCAACAUUCUACAUUUCGAAACCAUCAGCAGGUGCUAGACAAUUAGAUGCGAAGUAGAAGAGAAGUUUAUUCCGCUCAUAUAAAUUUUACAUCAAACAUAUAUUUAUAUUUUUUACUGGAUUCACUACCACCAAGGACUGGCAUUCCAAUGAAAGUAAAAUCUUGUAAGGUUUCGGAGACGAAAUCCAAUACACCCUAAUCAGAAAUUAAAUAUGUUUUUAAUUUGACCAUUUAUAAUUAAAUAAAUACGAAUAAAUAAUAAAAAUUAUCAUGUAUAAAAAUAUUUUUAAAUACAGUUAUAUAAAUCUUA